CUGAUUUUUUGAAGUGACUUUUUUUCUAACUCUCUCGUUUUGUUUUAGUAUGAAUCCACCGCCUCCUGGCGAAUUUGGACCCAUGCCUCCAGGAAUGGGAUAUGGCCAGCCAAUGCCUCCUAUGGACCCCUCAGCAUCAAAUUGGAAUGUGAAUGGACCUCCUCCAGGAUAUUCUCUGCCCAUCAUACCAAUGCAGUACGGACCCGGACCACCUAGGCCUGGAAUGCCCAUGUAUUAUGAUAAAG
This is a messenger RNA of Bemisia tabaci, 245 nucleotides long. Lineage: Eukaryota; Metazoa; Arthropoda; Insecta; Hemiptera; Aleyrodidae. The record is from RefSeq and is a predicted model, not a curated record.